This is a messenger RNA of Rhincodon typus (whale shark), 4817 nucleotides long. It is a transcript of the gene traf3, whose product is annotated as TNF receptor-associated factor 3. Gene Ontology annotation, biological process: positive regulation of JNK cascade; tumor necrosis factor-mediated signaling pathway; regulation of canonical NF-kappaB signal transduction. The transcript has 11 exons. The record is from RefSeq and is a predicted model, not a curated record. NCBI's taxonomy places the organism in Eukaryota, Metazoa, Chordata, Chondrichthyes, Orectolobiformes, Rhincodontidae. Bases 446 to 2173 code for a protein of 575 amino acids. Gene Ontology annotation, molecular function: protein binding; zinc ion binding. Gene Ontology annotation, cellular component: plasma membrane signaling receptor complex.
GUUGCUGAGUGCAGCGCUGUAGCUGUGUGUGCGCGCACUGGGUGUUAUAUUGUUUAGAGAGAAGGGGAUUUCCAGAGGCAGAGGAAGUGAUAUUGACAUAAGGGGCUUUCCAGCCAGAACAGUCAGUCAUUGCAGAGAAUGGAUCCGUGCUAGCACCAGCGGCAGAAAAAAUGGGGAAUUUUAACAUUGUGCAAUCGGUCAUUUUCAUUACAAGGCGUUCAAAAUGGCAGCAAUGAAUCAGAGGUGCUUUUCGACUACAUUUUUACCAGAAGACGCCGUUUUCCGGUUGGCUGCUCCGCGAAACUGACACGUUUGGGUCCGGGACUGAAGGAUAGAGAGAGAACGAAGUGAGUUCGAGGGGGAAGGACUAGGAAACACAAAGGGGCCGACCGUGACUCGGCGCUCGGAUGAAGAGCAGCAUUUGGGAUCUGGACGGCCAUUGGCCAUGGCAACUGCAAGAAACAUAGAGUCAUCAGCCCCGCAACUGUCCCUAAUGCAGCAGGCCAAUGUGGCUAAUGUUCCGAUUAGCAGGCUGGCAUCUCUAAACAUUGAACCAGAAGAUGGGGGCUUCAAGGAGAAGUUUGUGCUGAAACUGGAAAAUAAAUACAAAUGUGAAUAUUGUCAUCUUGCACUCUGCAAUCCCAAACAGACUGAGUGUGGCCACAGAUUCUGUGAAAGUUGUGUAAGGAAAAUCAUUGGGAGUCCAAAACCCGUUUGUCCAGUGGAUAAUGUGCCUUUAUUUGAGAAUACGAUUUUCAAGGACAUCUGCUGUAAAAAAGAAGUUCUUGCACUUCACAUCUUCUGUAGGAAUGAGUUAAAUGGCUGCAAGAAACAGCUACCUCUUGGAAAUCUUGAGGGUCACUUACUUGAAUGUCCUCACCAGGAAGUCUGCUGUGCACGCAGGGGAUGCACAGAAAUGAUGCAAAGGAAAGAUUUAGCUGACCAUUUGAAUUCAAGCUGUAAAUAUCGAGAACAAACCUGUAAAUACUGCAGGAACGAGAUUGCUAUUGUUGACUUAAAAAAACAUGAAGAGUUUGACUGUCCAUCGUUCCCAGUGCCAUGCCCCAAUAAGUGCAAUGCUCGUAUUCUGAGGGGAGAGUUAAACAGUCAUCAGUUGCAGUGUCUCAAUGUGGUUAUGGCUUGCCCUUUCUCUAAGUAUGGAUGCAACUUCCAAGGAACCAACCUGGAACUUAAAAAGCACGAAGCUGAAACUAUGGCUCAACAUUUGAACUCUGUGUUGAUGAAGAAUGGAGAUCUUGAAAAUACGAUUUUAGAACUUCAGAAUAAGUUGCAGGAAAAGUCUAAAAUGAUUGACGUUAUGUCAGCUCAGAUAAGCCACUUGGAGAAGGAACAAAGUAAAUUAGCACAGCUCGCAAGUAAGAAUGAAAGUCGGCUUGGAUACAUGCAGAAAAUGUUAGCUAGUCAGACAGAUAAAUUGAUGAAUAUUGAUCAAGCAUCACAACAGACAUACCAGAAACAGGAGGAGUCUGUGAGAGAGGUGAAAACUUUGGAAGAAUCUGUAGACAAGCUCCAAAUCCAACUGAGACAGCUGGAACUAGCGGGCAGAGCUGGUGGGAUGGGCACAGGAGCAGGAAACCUGACUGCAUUGGAUAACCAAGUAAAAAGACAUGGCAGCCUACUCAGUGUACAUGAUGUGCGCUUAGCAGAUAUGGACCUACGCUUUCAAGUUCUCGAAACUGCAAGCUACAAUGGAAAACUGAUUUGGAAAAUCCGAGAUUACGCUCGCCGAAAACAGGAAGCCGUUAGUGGAAAGACAUUGUCCUUGUAUAGCCAACCGUUUUACACUGGAUAUUUUGGCUACAAAAUGUGUGCUCGGGUUUACCUCAACGGAGAUGGCAUGGGCAAAGGAACUCACUUAUCACUGUUUUUUGUCGUUAUGCGGGGAGAGUAUGACGCACUGUUACCGUGGCCUUUUAAACAGAAAGUAACGUUGAUGCUAUUAGACCAAGCGCCGGCAAAAAGCCAUUUAGGCGAUGCCUUUAAGCCAGAUCCCAAUAGUAGUAGUUUUAAGAAGCCAGUGGGAGAGAUGAAUAUUGCUUCAGGCUGCCCGCUGUUUGUUGCACAGACUGUCUUGGAAAGUGGGACAUAUAUUAAAGAUGACACUAUCUUCAUAAAAGUAGUUGUUGAUACCUCAGAUUUGCCAGAUCCAUGACCCAUGAAUGUCUCAGCCAUGAGGAGAGUUACAGUUACACAGGGGGUCCACCUCAGUGGAGUCCAACACGUUGAUUUUCAACAGAAGGACAUUCCUCCCAGAUGUAUCGAGCUUGAGUGCUUCACUUGACCAUCUGAAGCUCAAGAACUUUGCCUCUCACACCAAAAGAGGUUAUACUGGAAUGACAGCGAUAACUUUACAAUGUCAGCGUUUGGUGGUAAUUGUUCAUUCUGUGGGGUACUUCAGGAGCGGUGUACUGAAGCGAUGACUGACAGCAUUGGCUGUCCAGCCGAAUCGAGAGUUGCCGCUGGAACCAUGAAGGGCUCUAUAGCAUGUUGUUUGUUAGCAUUACAGUCUGGGUACUCUCUGCUGCAGCAGUGUGGCCAGAUAAUUAUCUACAUUUUUUUUUCUUUUGUUUAGCUUCAAGUUUAAUAAGAUUUAGUUUUAGAAAUGAGUUAUGACAAAGGGAAUCUCCAGCAUUGCAACAGUGUGACUCCAGGUCAUUGUCUGGAAAACUCCCCAGUCAUUUCUUCAGUUCCAAUUAUUUGAGCUGCUGUGGUUUGGUGGGAGGGGUGACUGAGAAGAGACCUGUAACUUGACAGAGAGUCAAACUGGUUCCUCCUGUUUUGUGUAGCCCUUCUUAAAAGUAAUCAAUGUAAGGGCAGUUCAUUUUAAAAAAGGUUUUGAUUGAAUGAAAAGCAGAAAAAUAUUUAUGUCAGCUAUUGGAGUAUCAGUACAUGUAGUUCCUUUUUAUACUUGUCCUGAACAAAUAAAUCCUAGAAGUAACCAUCUGAUCAGGUACUCAAUUUGAGAGUUCCUGCAUUACUAACAGGGUGCUACAGUGAAACAUGGUGAUAUAACUUAUCAUGUAAUUUGGCUUCAGCAAAUUUCAGCAGAAGUAAUGAGUCAUAUUUGGUCUGCCCAUUAAGGCAGUCAAUCAGUCAUUCAUCAUUGUAUUCUCAAUUGUCCUAGUUACAUUUGAGGAGGGAGUGUACAUUCAGUUUGAGUUUAAUUGUUUCAAAAUGUGUAGCUAAAGAUGUAUUUCCUUCCUUCACCUUUGGCCUGCUUCAGUUUCAUCUGGCACACUCAUUCAGACAAUUCUCAUAUAAAUAGUCAAUUCCCCUGAUGGUUAGAUGGGUAAAUGCACUCCAUCACGUGACAUUAAACCUACAACCUGGAAGGGUUCCUGGUCAAUCUCUGGUUUGUACUGAAGUAUCUGAUCAGUAGUGCACAGCAGUUGGUAACAGUGUUGCAACGUGAAAUGAUAAGAAAAUUGGUCGCACCUUCAAAGCUCGUUGAUCCAGUGUUUCCUGCUGGCAAAUAUGAAUGUUAGUGCAUCUGGGUAUGAAGACUUUUGUGAUGAAUUAGCUGAGUCAUUUGAUUGAGGACUGAUAACACAAGUGGAACUACCUCAAGUGCGGGGAAAAUCUCUUUUAAAAAUCAAUUACUGUCCUCAGUAAGUGAUUUAGUACACAUUGAUCAUCAAUGGGAAAUGGCUGGCAACAAUUGGAUAUGGCCCAAAACAAAAACCUGUGGAUGCUGGAAAUCGGAAACAAGAACAGAAAUUGCUGGGAAAGCUCAGCAGGUGUGGAGAGAAAGCAAAGUUAACUUUUUGGUGUCCAGUGACACCACUCCCCCCUCCCUACCCCACUUCAGAAUGGAUAUGUCCCAUUCUCUGUGUUACAGUGAAAACUCAGCAAAUAUUCAACAAGAACAAGAUGGUGAUUCAAAUGUUUUUCUCCCUAUUUUGUAACCAGGUGAUAAUACAUAGUGAAUUUGUCAUUGUUAUGAAAUUUGCAAUAUUAACUAUUGUAACUUGUCAAACUUUAUUGUUACAAAAGUGAAGAUCAAUAAUUUCAAUAUUGAGAUGCCUCUUGAUCUAAGGUUUGGCCAUGAAGUUUGCAGGAGUCAUUCCAAUGCAAGAAGUAAUGACGGGACUUACUGUUACUUGUUGCCGUGUUCCUUUCAGUUUUGCUUUAUGUAAGCAUCCAAAACUGGUUAUUUGUUUGACCCAGAUUACCACCAAAUUACUGUAUUGUUUACUACAAGUCCACCAGAGUUACAACUUAAUGAUUGGUGUAAAAUAAGGUUUUGAUUACGACACUGCACUAAAUCAGUCUGUGCUGUUCAGAUCCUGAUGCAGGACGGGCUCUUGGGGUUUUUUUUCAGUAGCUCUCUGUUGUAACUCAUUGUGUAUGGUGAAAGGGUUGUCACCUGUACUCUGGUGUUUACUUACUUUCGUUUCCAGGAUGAGUCUCCAUUAACUAUGCCUCCAUGUUCUCACUGUUAAAUCCGCCUCCCUCAUCCAGCUGGCAAAAUCACAUACCCAUGUUUACAAACUGUUCUCAGGACAUACAAACUAGAUUUUGUGCUGGAUUUGUAGGGAGCUCAGAUUUAACUCAGAUUUAACAAAAUGUAUGGAGUUAGGAAUUGAAGCUGAAAUCCAGGCAAAACAAUGGCAUGUGUACAAGGCCCUUGUAAAGAAUGAGCUGAUGAAACUGUGAAGGCGUUGUAAUGAUCGAGAAUAUCGUUUCUGUCACUGCAAUGUACCCCUUGGAUAUUGUAUGUUCAAUUCUGAGAAUCUACAAACCACAAGCAUUUCAAAUCGGUUUAUCGUUUUGAAUAAAUUAUUUUGUUAAAAUUU